Messenger RNA from Oreochromis niloticus (Nile tilapia), 1415 nucleotides. RefSeq names its product ribonuclease inhibitor-like. Bases 441 to 1322 code for a protein of 293 amino acids. Gene Ontology annotation, molecular function: protein binding. The transcript is spliced from 5 exons. The record is from RefSeq and is a predicted model, not a curated record. NCBI's taxonomy places the organism in Eukaryota, Metazoa, Chordata, Actinopteri, Cichliformes, Cichlidae.
GACUGUACCAGGACAAGGUGUUCUGCUUCAUCCAUCUGAGUGUUCAGGAGUUUCUGGCUGCUCUUCAUGUCCAUCUGACCUUCAUCAACUCUGGAGAAAAUCUGCUGGAACAACAACAAACAACCUCCAGGAAGUCUGAAACAGGAAAAUCUGCAGAGAAACACUUCCACCAGUGUGCUGUGAACAAGGCCUUACAGAGUCCAAAUGGACACCUGGACUUGUUCCUCCGCUUCCUCCUGGGUUUUUCUCUGCAGACCAAUCAUAAUCUCCUACGCGGUCUGCUGACACAGACAGGAAGUAGUUCACAGACCAAUCAGGAAACAGUCCAGUACAUCAAGGAGAAGCUCGAUGAGAAUCUGUCUGCAGAAAAAAGCAUCAAUUUGUUCCACUGUCUGAAUGAACUGAAUGAUCGUUCUCUAGUAGAGGAGAUCCAACAGUCCAUGAGAUCAGGACGUCUGUCCUAUGAUACAAUUUCUCCUGCUCAGUGGUCAGCUCUGGUCUUCAUCUUACUGUCAUCAGAAAAAGAUCUGGAUGUGUUUGACCUGAAGAAAUACUCUGCUUCAGAGGAAGGUCUUCUAGGGCUGCUGCCAGUGGUCAAAGCCUCCAACAAAGCUCUCCCUAACUUGAUGUGUGCUGCAGUUGUGGAUCAUCUGGGCCUCUCCCUGGAGGACCAUCCAGCCAGCCGGAUGACUGGAGGGGAGCGGCUGUUUGCCUGGGCCAGAAACUGCAGAAUGGAAUGUCUGAGUGUCCCUAAACUCUCAGAGAGAGGCUAUGAAGCUCUGUCCUCAGUUCUCAGCUCCCGGUCCUCUAGUCUGAGAGAGCUGAACCUGAGUAUCAACACCCUGCAGGAUUCAGCACUGAAUCUUCUGUCUGCUUCAGUGAAGAGUCCAGAGUGUACACUGAAAACACUCAGACUGAGUCUCUGUAACUUGUCAGAGACGAGCUAUGAAGCCCUGUCUUCAGUUCUCAACUGCCAGUCCUCUAGUCUGAGAGAGCUGGACCUGAGUAACAACAAUCUGCAGGAUUCAGCAGUGAAGCUUCUUUCAGCAGGACUGAGGAGUCCACACUGUAAACUGAAUAUGCUGAGACUGAGUCAUUGUCAGUUCUCAGAGAGAGGCUGCGAAGAUCUGUUCUCAGUCCUCAGUUCACAGUCCUCUACUCUGAGAGAGCUGGACCUGAGUAACUCUGACCUGCAGGAUUCAGGAGUGAAGCUCCUGUCUGUUGGAUUGAAGAGUCCAUAUUGUAAUAUGGAAACUCUCAGGUCAGAAUUGAAAUUUUUUCUACUGAUGAUCAUUUCAAACAUGUUUUAUAUUAUUGCAUAAACAGUAUCUUGAUAGGAAAUUCUUAAUUUAAAUUAUCAGUUUCCCUCUCCGUGAAUCGCUACCUUAUCGUGGUGGAGGGGUUUGUGUGUCCCA